UUCAUUUUAAAUAAUUUCUAUUAGAGAAAAUAGAACUAAAUAAGAAAUAAGGUGUUUCUUUAUUUUUUGGUUAGAGCUAUAUUCACUAACAUGACUACACAGCUAAUGAUAGGAUUUCUGCUCAUUCAGGCACUUUCACAGGUGAUUGAGAACACUGUUCCAGAGGAAAGAAAUAAUCCACAAAGAGUUACAUUUUUGGAGGAAGUGGAUUUCAAUAUCUCUAAUACCCAGAGUGAGAUCAAAGUGGAGAUGGAUGGAACAGUUAAAACAAGACCACAUGAAAGAUUACAAAAUGGAAAGAGCAGUUCUAGGGAUGUUCUAAUGUUUCCUCGUUCUUCAUCUGGCAUUAAAAGACACAAGAGAGAUUGGGUGAUUCCCCCGAUUAAUAUUCCUGAAAAUCAAAGGGGAGUGUUUCCCAAACAAGUGGUGCAGAUUAAAUCCAGCAGGUCAAAGGAAUCCAUUAUAUAUUAUAGCAUAACUGGAUCAGGUGCUGAUUUACCCCCAACAGGACUAUUCAAAAUGGAUAAAACCAGUGGCUGGUUACUAGUAACUGAACCCCUGGACCGAGAGAAACAAUCUGCAUAUGUGCUUACUGUACAUGUUGUUACAAUAAGUGGGAAUAUAGCAGAGGAUCCUAUGGAAAUUAUUGUAAUUGUGCUGGAUCAAAAUGACAACGAACCUGAAUUUAUCAGCAAUACCUUUAUAGGGUAUGUAAGCGAAGGAUCACAGCCAGGUACAUCGGUUAUGACUGUAACUGCUAUUGAUAAAGAUGAUCCUAAUACAGACCAUGGUAUGUUUAAGUUUUCAAUUCUGAGCCAGACCCCACCUGUUCCCUAUCCACAAAUGUUUACCAUUGAUCAAGAUACUGGGACCAUUAGUGUCAUCUCAGCUGGACUGGAUAGAGAGAAAGUGAGUGAAUAUACAUUAAUACUCCAAGUUGCAGAUAUGAAUGGAGUUGGACUCACAAAUACUGCUACUGCUCCAUCACUGUUCUUUACCAUGACAGUGCUCCACAGUUUAAUCCAACAAAUUAUCGUCAAAACGUUCCAGAAAAUACUGUGGACUUUGAGGUUGUGAGGCUGAUAGUGACUGAUAAAGAUAAGCCUCACACGCCAGCUUGGAAUGCCAAAUACCGGAUUGUUAAAGGGAAUGAUGGAGGCAAAUUUGGCGUUACUACAGAUCCAGAUAGUAACGGUGGAAUUGUUAAAACUAUUAAGGGUCUUGAUUUUGAAGCCAACCGUCAAUAUAUACUUCUCAUCACAGUUGAAAACGAGAUGCCAUUUUCCACUCCCUUACCAACUUCCACAGCUACUCUUACAGUCACAGUCGAGGAUGUUAAUGAGGCUCCAAUCUUUAAUCCACCAAUGCUGACAGUUCCUGUUAAUGAAUAUCUUCCUGUAAACAGUUUAGUAGCCAAUUAUUUGGCAACAGACCCAGAUAUAGAGAAGCAGCAGACUGUAACAUACAAAAUGAAAUAUGAUCCUGAAAACUUCAUGAAAGUUGAUGCAACAGAUGGAUUAAUUUUUCUUGAUAGAAAAAUACAAAGAUUUUCACCUUUUAUCAAAGGAGAAAAAUAUACUGCCCUGAUUACAGCUGCUGAUAAUGGUCAACCACCUAUGACUAGUACUGGCACCAUUCAACUAAUAAUCAGUUUCUCUGAACAAAGUCAGUUUUGCAUCAGAUAUUAAGUUGUUCAGCUACCCUCUUCAAUAUUUUCAAAAUAUGUGCUCAAGUGUAAAAAUCCCCUGUACUGUAUACAGUUAUGCAAUAUCCUUGUUAUACGCAUACUCUUAUAUGAAGUGCUAUUAUUCAUUUUCUGGAAACCGCAAAUGCUAAUUUUAACUUUAAAAACAAAUUAUUUCUAACUGCUUAAUAACUAAAAAGUAUGUUUUGGAAUAGAAGUUAUAAGAUCUAAAUAGUUUUUCUUCUCUGUAGCUGAAAAGUAGGCUACAAAACUACCCAUAUAUUGUACACAUUGCAUAUACAGUAAUGUAGUUCAUAGUUAUUCCUAAAUUUUGAAAUGUUCAUCUUUUUAGCUGAUUUGCAGAAUGAUUAAAACAAAGUGUGACUCUUUUUUUUAAUAUAUGAUAACAGUGUAAAAUGUUCAUCAACAUCAGGAUGAAUUUUAAAAGGGGAAUCAGUUACUCCUGCCCUGCGGUGAGCUGGCGCCCUGCCCAGGGUUUGUUUCCUGCCUUGUGCCCUGUGUUGGCUGGGAUUGGCUCCAGCAGACCCCUGUGACCCUGUAGUUAGGAUAUAGUGGGUUGGAUAAUGGAUGGAUGGAUGGAAUCAGUUACUCCCAUCUUUAACUUCAGUACUAUUCUUAGUAAGCCUGUGGUACAAAAUAAAAGUAAGUCAAUCUGACUGACUCCCAUCAACGCUGCCUGUCAAUCUGUGUAUUUUCUGAACUUUCUUUUUUCAUUAAAAUGAUCUCAGUGACAUCACAUG
Molecule: messenger RNA, 2445 nt
Organism: Polypterus senegalus (gray bichir)
Lineage: Eukaryota; Metazoa; Chordata; Cladistia; Polypteriformes; Polypteridae
Product: cadherin-1-like
Exons: 12
Coding region: 91-1077 (328 amino acids)
Biological process (GO): calcium-dependent cell-cell adhesion; multicellular organism development; cell-cell junction assembly
Cellular component (GO): adherens junction; cytoplasm; catenin complex
Molecular function (GO): cadherin binding; calcium ion binding
Source: RefSeq, a predicted model, not a curated record